Messenger RNA from Saccostrea echinata, 2127 nucleotides. RefSeq lists its product as uncharacterized. Bases 87 to 578 code for a protein of 163 amino acids. NCBI's taxonomy places the organism in Eukaryota, Metazoa, Mollusca, Bivalvia, Ostreida, Ostreidae. The record is from RefSeq and is a predicted model, not a curated record. The transcript has 2 exons. Gene Ontology annotation, biological process: regulation of apoptotic process. Gene Ontology annotation, molecular function: protein binding.
GUGAAAAAACAAACAGAGAAGUUCAAAAGAUUGUAAGAAAGACUUAUUCAAAGAGAGUUUGUAUCACAGUGCAUUCUUUGACAGGAAUGCUCCAUGUAAUGGCUCAUAGUACUAGCAGAAUGGCUGAAGUUGUUUCUGUACACUCACCAGGACCUUCAACUCAUGCAUCAAUAAGCCCAUUCUCCAGAAGUCUGAAAAUGAUAAGUCAACAACUUACAGUUGAGGAUUUUUCCACCCUCAAACUAAUCUUACAGUCUGAGAACCUGCUGAAAAAACAGACUCUUGAUAAUCUUAAAAAUCCUCAGGAAUUAUUACGAGUCCUUCUCGGUAGACAUUUGGUGUCUCAAGAAAACACAAGUCUCCUGGAAUCCCAUUUGAAAGAAAUAGGUCGAAUUGACCUAGCUAAGUUGCUGCCCAGUAUUGAAUUGUGUCAAGAUGGUGAUGAAUGUCUCCCAGAUGAAAAUUCGAAUUCACAGAAUUCUCAGAUGAGUAUAGAUGAAGAUGACGAUGAGAUCAUGUCCAGUCAAAGCAGCAUUUCUGACGAAGAAAAAUUAAUGCUUAAGAAAGUAUCUGAGUGAAGAACAAGUCAUGCCCUUACUUACCCAUGCUUCAGUGAAUCUGUGAAUGCUCAACAUAUAAAUCAUUAUCUGGAACAUUUUUUUUGGUUUCAUUAGUAUUUUUGUUUUCAUUUGCAGAGUGAACAAGGUUAAGGAAUGCUAGGAUUUUUUUAUUUGUGUGUGCUGAAAUGAAUGUCUUUGAUACAAUUUUGAUGUGUUUUAAAUAUAUUAUACUUUUCACUUUUUACGUAUUUCAGUGUCUUUGCCAUAAAUACUAAUCCAACUUCAAACAGAAUUUGCACAAAGCACACUUAAGUGACGAAGAAGCUAUAAAUUUCUAUUUUGCACUUUGAAAGAUGAUAAUUCAGAAUUUGGAAUAUUGUUCUUUUUUAAAACUACCCAUCUAGAAAUGACUGUAGAUGAAAGCUUUCCUAAGAGAUAUGUGAUGUAGAUUCAAUUUACCCUGACCCUUGGGAUUAGAACUGGACCAUAAUAGUGGGUAUAUCCUUUUCUAGAGAACAAGACUUUUACAGAUUUUUCUACUGGUUUAUGUGGAUUGGAUUCAAAAUAGUUGAAGCUACAUGGCCUUCUAAGAGAAAAUUUGACCUUGUGAGUUGUGAGCUGUAAUACUGGACACUCUUCAAAUUUAUCAUGUGUACAUUUAGGUUUGCUUAAGUUUGAGACAAUUUGAACUGCAGAAUAAUACCACAGUGGCCUUUAAAAAAGGAAGAAAAAAAAGAAAGGAGAUAAGUAAAUAAAAUUCUUCCAGAAGAGCAGUGUGUCUCUGGUGAGCAUUGCAUUACAUUUUCUGAAGUUAUUAUCAUUCAUUGUUUAAUAAUCAUUAAAAAAAAAUCACAAUGUUUGAAGGGGUUUUUUUUCUGUCAUUUUAGAAGUUAAAUUUUUUUUUUUCAAAACUACAAGUUAUUUAUUUACAAGCUCGGUUGAAUAGUAGGACUACUAUAUUCUAGUUACCUGUUACUUCUGAACAAAUGUAAAAACAAGAAUUAUUUUGAAUUAUUUUUAUUUUUUAUUCAUCAUGUUCACAUAUUUUAAUUAAAAAAUGCAGGGUUUUGAUUGAAAUAGACAUGAUAGAGUGCUUUAAUAUAUCAUUUUGGUCAGUAUAUAAGUGCAUGUACAAUCUUUUUUUGAUACAAGUUUAAUGUAAUAGCAUUUCAGUUCCUCAGAAUUACCAUAAUGAUGGCAUAAUUAUUACUCAUGUAAUCAAGUGUUCAAAUAUUUUUUCAUGUUUUCUCUGUUUAGUUUAGUCUUUUUUCAUAUGCUAAUUACAUCCAUUAAAUAGAAUCAUGAAGAUGAAACUGAAAAUUUUAGAAGCUUUAUACACAUGUUAUAUUUUCAUACUAUUUGCUAAUUUACAAGCCCCAUUUUUAAGCAUGCACAUUUUAAUGCUUUAUAUUCACUGCCAAUAUUUUGUGUUCAAAAAAUCAUCAGACUGCCUUAUGACCACUUUCACAUGAUACAUUGUGUUCAUCAUUUGUUUACCCAAGCAAUGUUUGCUUGUAAAUUUUUGUUUUCAGUGCAGAAAAGAGAAAAUUAAAGAAUGUCUUCUUUU